Messenger RNA from Girardinichthys multiradiatus, 4201 nucleotides. RefSeq names its product C-Jun-amino-terminal kinase-interacting protein 4-like. Gene Ontology annotation, cellular component: cytoplasm. Gene Ontology annotation, biological process: vesicle-mediated transport. The record is from RefSeq and is a predicted model, not a curated record. Gene Ontology annotation, molecular function: JUN kinase binding; signaling receptor complex adaptor activity; MAP kinase scaffold activity. NCBI's taxonomy places the organism in Eukaryota, Metazoa, Chordata, Actinopteri, Cyprinodontiformes, Goodeidae.
GCAUUUGAAGGCAGCACGAGACGAACGAGGAAUAAAUAGGAAGAUAUCCACGUAGCUUAUAUAUCCAUACGCCGUUACAAAUGUGCCCGUUUGUUUAAAAAAAGCCUACUUUAAUUUAGGAGAUAUAGGCGUUCAUAGUGGCGGGGUAACGCGAAUAAAACCCCACACCGGCCGGUCCUUUUUGCUGAAAGGGAAGAGGACGAAAAAUGGAGCUGGAAGACGGAGUUGUGUACCAGGACGACCCGGGGACAUCUGCGAUGAUGUCGGAGCGGGUCUCGGGCCUGGCCAGCUCCAUCUACCGCGAGUUUGAGAGGCUCAUCGGCAAGUAUGACGAGGACGUGGUGAAGGAACUGAUGCCGCUGGUGGUGGCCGUGCUGGAGAACCUGGACUCGGUGUUCGCGGAGAACCAGGAGCACGAAGUGGAGCUGGAGCUGCUAAAGGAGGACAACGAGCAGCUCAUUACCCAGUAUGAGCGGGAGAAAGCGCUGAGGAAACAUGCGGAGGAGAAGUUCAUUGAGUUUGAAGACACCCAUGAGCAGGAGAAGAAGGACCUGCAGAACCUUGUGGACCGGAUGGAGUCUCACUCACGGCAACUGGAACUCAAAAUCAAGAACUAUUCAGACCAGAUCAGCAGGUUGGAGGAGAAUGAGCUGGUACUGAAGAAGGAAUGCAACACUCUGCACCAGCGGCGUUCUGAGAUGAUCCAUAAUUACAUGGAACAUAUGGAGAGGAUCAAAAUGCAGCAGAUAAGCGAGACGUCAGAGUCUACGACUGGUGGCCGGGUCAGGAAAGAGCGGCCUCUUUCUUUGGGGAUUUUUCCCCCCUCUGGUGGAGCGUCUUUGAUAAUCCCAGAUUCCCACACCAGAGUGGAGACGCCAGGCACAGAAGGCUGGAGGUUUUCUGACUCCUCUCAGUUACUCUCCAACACUAGUCUGAAGGACGAACUGUCAGACAUCACCGGCUCCAAAUCAACCACAGCCUCAGACACGGAGAAAGAAGAAGGGAACAGUAAGAGUACAGAGGUGCAGGCUGCACCAGGGACCAGAACCAUAUCAGAGGGUUUGCCUGAAAAUGAGGAAAACUCAGAUGUGCAGGACAUUAUUGAGUCCACUCCUGAGCUGGACAUGGAUCUGAUUGGAUACAAACCCUGCAGCACUCCCACGAAAGGUAUCGAAAACCUGGCGUUUGACCGUAACACAGACUCCCUGUUUGAGGAGCUGUCCUCUGCGGGGACGGGGCUCAUAGGGGAUGUGGACGAAGGGGCCGACCUGCUGGUGGAAUACUCUGACCUUAGUUUGAUUGGAAUGGGUCGGGAAGUGGAGAAUCUAAUCCAGGAAAAUUCACAACUGCUUGAGACAAAGAAUGCUCUGAAUGUGGUUAAUAAAGAUUUGAUCCUGAAGGUGGAUGAGUUGACCUGUGAGAAAGAGGUGCUGCAGGGGGAGAUGGAGGCUUUGCUGCAGGCCAAAAACAAGAUAGAGGAGAAAAACAGAAAGCUGGAGGAGGAACUGAAAAAAGUCCGACAGGAAGUAGAGGAAGUGAAGCAGAAAAGCAAAGAUGAAGAAGAUAGUGAGGUACCAACAGCUCAGAGGAAGCGCUUCACCAGAGUGGAAAUGGCCAGAGUGCUGAUGGAGAGGAACCAGUAUAAGGAGCGGCUGAUGGAGCUCCAGGAAGCUGUGAGGUGGACGGAGAUGAUCAGGGCUUCAAGAGAAAAUCCAACUCUCACAGAAAAAAAGAGAUCAAGCAUCUGGCAGUUCUUCAGCAGACUGUUUAGCUCCUCCUCCAGUUCCUCGGUGAUGAAGACAGUGGAGGACCAGUCCAAGUUAAAGUACAACUCCCCAGGGAGCCUGGUGAAGCGGAGCAGCACUUUCUCCCAGUUCCCCACAGAGAAGUCCAAGAUAUUUGACUUCAUGAAUGAAGGAACGGAGCAGUGCAGCUCGCCCUCGCAUAAGGAGAAGAAGAAAGCCCAGUACCGACAGGUUAAGGCCCACAUGCAAAAAGAGGACGGACGGGUCACUGUGCACGGCUGGAGCCUGCCGAGCAAACACAAGGUUGUAAAUGGGGGGCAGAUGGAAAACAAAAUGAAUUUACCCGUACCUGUCUACCUGCGGCCUUUGGACCAGAAAGAUGCUUCUAUGAAGCUGUGGUGCGCUGCAGGGGUCAACUUGUCUGGGGGUCGGAGGGUUCCCUCAUCAGAAAUGACAAAGCAGAUAAAGGGCUCCCAGAGUAGCCUGGACCAGCUAGAGCAGGAGAACAAGGAAAAAGGGGAGAAGGAGCUGAUUGUCCAGGAUGAGAUAUCCAGUCGUGUAUGGGUGUGCAUGAGCACCAGUUCCUCCACUAAAGUUAUGGUACUGGAUGCCACACAGCCCACCGAGGUGCUUGACACCUUCUACGCCUGCAACACACAUGUAGUCUGCAUUGCUAGUGUACCUGGUGUGUUAGAUUCAGAUUAUCCUGCCGGGGAGGAGGUACCCCAGGAGCCGGAGGCCACCCAAGGGGACGGGGUUUCGCUGGCCGGCAGUGUGGCAAGUGUGGGCUCAACAGGCAGCGAUGGAGCCGCGGCAGCUGAAGGCGUCACCGCCGUUCUUCAAACCGCAAGCUUAGGUGUCUCUGAGCAGCCAGCGGAGUACAGCGCCACUUCAGGCUCAGUUCAACUGUCCAGAGAGACAAGCCCAACAGAGGACGGGGUUCCUACAGCCGAAGAGGCAACAGAAGCGACAGAGGCCAACGCCGGUGUGGGUGAAGGAGAGGAAGAUCAGGGAGCAUAUCCAAACCAGCCAGGAAUUUACACAGAGCAUGUGUUUACAGACCCUCUGGGGGUAGGGCCCACUGACUCCUGUCCUGCAGAGGCACAGAGGGGCCUUGUGCAGGAUGGUGAGCCUUCCCUGCCAGAAGUCAUUGAUACGUCCGAUAGUGAAGUCCUGAGGAUGAGCAGCGCUCUACCAACCAUGUGGCUGGGAGCUCAGAACGGAUGCCUGUAUGUGCACUCGUCUGUAGCACGAUGGAGAAAGUGUCUCCAUGCGAUUAAGCUCAAAGACUCCAUCCUCAGCGUUGUACACGUUAAAGGGAGGGUGUUGGUAGCUUUGGCUGAUGGGACCUUAGCAAUUUUUCACAGAGGCGCCGAAGGUCAGUGGGAUCUGACCAACUACCACCUGUUGGAUCUGGGGCGGCCACACCACUCCAUCCGCUGCAUGACGGUGGUCCAUGACAAGGUGUGGUGUGGCUACAGAAAUAAGAUCUACGUUAUUCAGCCCAAAGCCAUGAGGAUAGAGAAGUCAUUUGAUGCUCAUCCUCGCAAAGAGAGUCAGGUGCGCCAGCUGGCCUGGGUCGGAGACGGUAUCUGGGUGUCCAUCCGACUGGAUUCAACGCUGCGCUUGUUUCAUGCCCACACCUACCAGCACCUGCAAGACGUGGACAUUGAGCCUUACGUCAGCAAAAUGCUGGGUACUGGUAAACUUGGCUUCUCUUUCGUAAGAAUCACAGCUCUGGUGGUUUCCUGCAACCGACUAUGGGUGGGGACAGGAAAUGGAGUCAUCAUCUCCAUCCCAUUAUCUGAAGGUCCCACAAGCCUACAUUACAUAAUUACCCGAAAGGUGUAUAAUGUUGAUUUAGAGUAAAAAUACACACCUCCAGAUGGCAACAGCAUCAACAAAAAUAUGCUGAAUCUCACAAAAGGCCUUCAAUUUUAAUUUAUUGCAUUUGUAGCAUGAAGUUAGCAUUUUUAGUAUUUUGCUCUUCAACAUACGCUCUGUUUGGAUAUGACUUGUUGAUAAUUUGACUUGUAACAUAUUUCAUUGAAGUUCCAGUUCAGGGUGUGUAGGGAAACCUUCUUCUGCAUCUAAUGUUUUACAGCUGCUAGGGAUAUCUAAGCAGAACAUGCAGAGCACAUCACAGCCUAGGCACUGCAGCAGCCAGCAGGGUCCCUCUGUUAUUGUAAAGAAAACGCAUGUUCCUCAAUGCAACAACAAAAACAAUCUACACCCACAGUUUUGCAAACCAUUCACAUAAAAAUAAGCAAUAAUUUUUAAAAUCUGCUGUUGAGAUGCGAAUGACAGGUAUCAACAGUGGAGUUACGUUUGACCGGGAUACCUAUAUGUUUUCACCUUCCUGCCCUGCUUUUCUAGCCACUCUGUUUAUUCUAUUUGACUGUCUGUAAUACAGGUCCUUCUCAAAAUAUUAGCAUAUUGUGAUAAAGUUCAUUAUU